ACGAGGCGUAAACAGACAGGCCUGUAAAGUCGAAACAGAACUGGAACUUCAGAGAGGUAGUGAAGGAUUUACUUCAACCAGACUAGAAAGCUAGAAAUACAGACAGUACUUGCAACAGAAUCAUGAAAGGACGAAGGGAUACGUGACUUUACUGCGGACACCUGCUUGACGUGUGACCAGGUCGAGGGAGACAACAUGACAUCCACCAACUCCACAGAGGACGACGCGUGUGCAUCAGACGACAGACUGUGCAUUGCCCGGACACAUCAGUUGGAUGUGAUCAUCGUUCCUGUCAUUCUCCUCUUCGGCAGUCUGGUCACGUUAAUGACCAUCUGCUUGAUGAAGUACUGUCCUGGCCAGAGGAGUACGACAAGGACCGCUGUCCCUUACCCACACAACACUGCACACAAUAGACAGCCGGAGGGGCACAGGCAUAGACACACAGAAGGACACAGAGACCAUCACGGAGACCACCACAGAGACCAUCACAGAGACCAUCACAGAGACCAUCACAGGGAUCAUCACAGGGACCAUCACAGAGACAACCACAGAGACCACCACAAGGGCCAUCACAGGGACCACCACAUAGACCAUCACAGAGACAACCACAGACAUAAAGACCACCACAGACACAGAGACAACCACAGACAGAGACACCCACUUCAUGGAAUCGAUGCACCACCUGGCAUAAAUCCAAUGGAGCACGAGGAAAUGCAAAUGUCAGUACAUCCAAACUUCUCAACAACGCCAAAGACAUCCUCGCCUAGGCUUCAAGAAGGGUUCAGCCGGAUCACUGCCCUGCCACUGACCUUCGCCAUGAAACCACAUGACAUGUCCACCAUCUACAGGGCUCGCAUGGACAACAAGAACGUAAUCCUGAGAGUGCUAAAAGACUCUGCAAAUGACCAAGAGAAGCACUAUUUCCUGGGGUUUGCUUCGUUCCUGUCUGGCCUUGGGCCACACCCCUUCAUCCCAGCAGUGCUGGGUGUUGUCUCUGUGCACCACCCCAUAAUGUUGGUGUUGGAGGAGCUACAACACAGAGAUCUGCUGGGUUUCCUCUGGAGUUGUCGACAGAAUAACUUCAGUAACUUCACAGAGAAAAGACUCUUCAUUAUGGCUGGACAAGUCGCAUCUGCACUGGAGUACCUGCACAGUCAAGGCUGCAUUCAUGGCAACCUGGGAGCUCGCAGCGUUUUGAUUGGAGCAGAUCUGUCAGCAAAGCUGUGGGGGCUCAGCCCUGCUUACCACAGGAAAACACGGACGCCACUUCCACGGGGGGUGGAGGAGCUGGACAUGAGGAAAUGGCAGGCCCCUGAAGUCCUGGCCAGACAAGCUGUCAGUCAGAGCAGCGACGUCUGGUCAUUUGGAAUUCUGCUAUACGAAAUGAUAACACUAGGUGACCCACCAUUUCAUGACGUCACGGUAACCGAGCUGCUGCAGCAUCUCCAGAGGGGGAAACACCUCAAGCGGCCAGCCAACUGCUCCAACUCACUGUACUCCAUCAUCCGCUUGUGCUGCCAAUUCAGCACUCAGCAGCGACCCUCCGUGCUCAGUUUGCUCCAGAAGUUUCAGGCGGGAGAACGGUCAGCCAAUGGGAGGACAGUUAUCACAACGUCGCAGCCAAUAGACACGGAGAGAUACCUUAGAGAGGCGGGAUUUGGUGCCGCCUUCAGUUUUGCUGAAGUGUGAUCGAUUUUUUAAUUCAGAUUUUUUUUUCGAUGGACAUGAGCUUAUUUAUUUAAAGUUUUUGUUUUGAGUAGAAUGGAUUUCUGUAAUUUAAAAUGCUGAAUAAAUAAGAAGCACUUGAAGAAGCGGAAGGAUAUUCAUGGCUGUAGAAACCUUGCACUGGCAGCACAAAGUAGUGUUUUAAUUUUCAAAACAGUGGCGAGAAACUUUCAUUUUGCGCUCUGAGAUUCAAUGAAUAUGAGUAUGAGCGAUAUUUAAUAGAGGCUCGAGCCUUCCCAAAUUGCCCUAUGAUGUGUGGCAGAAUAACACUUAGAGGCUGAGUAACAGAAUUUAUAUUUUAAUGAACAACAUUUACCAGACGUGUACAAGCAAAC
Molecule: messenger RNA, 2060 nt
Organism: Synchiropus splendidus (mandarinfish)
Lineage: Eukaryota; Metazoa; Chordata; Actinopteri; Syngnathiformes; Callionymidae
Product: tyrosine-protein kinase STYK1-like
Exons: 10
Coding region: 196-1689 (497 amino acids)
Biological process (GO): multicellular organism development; cell surface receptor protein tyrosine kinase signaling pathway; positive regulation of kinase activity
Cellular component (GO): signaling receptor complex
Molecular function (GO): transmembrane receptor protein tyrosine kinase activity; ATP binding
Source: RefSeq, a predicted model, not a curated record